AUGAAGGCUUUAAUUCUUGUCGGCGGCUUCGGCACGCGUCUCCGCCCUCUUACUUUGACCCUGCCGAAACCCCUCGUCGAGUUCGGUAACAAGCGCAUGAUCCUGCACCAAAUCGAGGCGCUCGCUGCCGCUGGUGUUACCGACAUUGUCUUGGCCGUGAACUACCGCCCUGAGAUUAUGGAGAAAUACCUGGCCGAGUACGAGGAGCAGUUUGGCAUCAACAUUACCAUCUCGAUUGAGAGCGAACCCCUUGGCACAGCCGGCCCCCUAAAGCUCGCCGAGGCGGUCCUGAGCAAAGACGACACUCCGUUCUUUGUGCUCAACUCAGAUAUUACCUGCGAAUACCCGUUCAAGGAGCUUGCCGCAUUCCACAAGUCGCACGGCGACGAGGGCACCAUUGUCGUGACCAAGGUGGAGGAGCCGUCAAAGUACGGUGUCAUUGUCCACAAGCCCAGCCACCCCUCGCGUAUCGACCGCUUCGUCGAGAAGCCUGUCGAGUUCGUCGGCAACCGUAUCAAUGCCGGCAUCUACAUCUUCAAUACCUCGGUGUUGGACCGCAUCGAGCUGCGGCCCACCUCAAUCGAGCAAGAGACAUUCCCGGCCAUGGCCGCAGACGGCCAACUGCACUCCUUUGAUCUGGAGGGCUUCUGGAUGGACGUUGGCCAGCCCAAGGACUUCUUGACUGGCACCUGCCUCUACCUCUCUUCCCUCACCAAGAAGGGCUCCAAGCUUCUGGCGUCGUCCAGCGAGCCGUACGUGCACGGCGGCAAUGUCCUGAUCGACCCCUCUGCCAAGAUCGGGAAGAACUGCAGGAUAGGGCCGAACGUGACGAUCGGCCCCGACGUCGUGGUGGGCGACGGCGUUCGAUUGCAGCGUUGCGUGCUGAUGGCUGGCUCCAAGGUCAAGGACCACGCCUGGAUCAAGAGCACCAUCGUCGGCUGGAACAGCUCGGUGGGCAGGUGGGCUCGUCUCGAGAACGUGACAGUCCUAGGCGACGACGUUACCAUCGGCGACGAGAUCUACGUCAACGGCGGCAGCGUACUGCCGCACAAGACCAUCAAGGCCAACGUCGACGUGCCCGCCAUCAUCAUGUAA
Chaetomium globosum CBS 148.51 is the source of this 1095-nucleotide messenger RNA. RefSeq lists its product as uncharacterized. Gene Ontology annotation, biological process: GDP-mannose biosynthetic process; cell wall mannoprotein biosynthetic process. Lineage: Eukaryota; Fungi; Ascomycota; Sordariomycetes; Sordariales; Chaetomiaceae. Gene Ontology annotation, molecular function: GTP binding; mannose-1-phosphate guanylyltransferase (GTP) activity. Bases 1 to 1095 code for a protein of 364 amino acids. Gene Ontology annotation, cellular component: cytoplasm. The transcript is spliced from 4 exons. The record is from RefSeq and is a predicted model, not a curated record.